This is a messenger RNA of Dentiscutata erythropus, 1617 nucleotides long. The record is from the annotation of a GenBank genome assembly. Lineage: Eukaryota; Fungi; Glomeromycota; Glomeromycetes; Diversisporales; Gigasporaceae.
AUGUCUCAAACACUUUAUAAAGGCACUUUGAGUUAUAUACGUGCCUUUGCUUGUUCUCGAACUACAUCCGUUCGUUUUCUAAAACGCACAUAUAUAAAACCUUCGAAACUUAGUGGCAUUUUUGCUUCCAACCUUACAAGGAAUAGCAUGUCAGAAUCCACAUAUUCCAAGAUACUUACUUUUGAAACAAUAAAUCCUCAUAUUAAGAAUGUCGAAUAUGCCGUUCGAGGUGAAUUAGCAAUCCGUGCCGAAGAAAUUAAGGAAGAGCUUGCCAGAAAUGGUUCUGGUAGAUUCGGUUUCGAUACUGUUGUGAAUUGCAAUAUAGGCAAUCCACAGCAACUUCUACAGCCACCGAUUACUUUCUUCCGUCAGGUUGCCUGUUUAACGGAAUAUCCUGAUCUUUUAUUACCGGAAAAUCGUGAUCGUGUGAACGCGCUUUUUCCUUCGGAUGCCAUUGAACGCGCCCAACUGUUGCUAAAACAAAUUGGAAGUGUCGGUGCAUAUUCUCAUUCACAAGGUAUCCCUUUCAUUAGGAAAGACGUCGCAAAGUUCAUCGAAGAACGUGAUGGAUUCCCAUCCGAUCCAAAUAACAUCUUUUUAACCCAAGGUGCUUCAACGGGUGUACAAAAUGUGUUACAACUUAUUAUCGCAGAUUCCAAUGUUGGCAUUAUGAUACCUAUCCCGCAAUACCCUCUUUAUAGCGCUACAUUAUCACUUUUUGAUGCACAGCCAGUACCGUAUUAUUUAAAUGAAGAAGAGAAUUGGAGUUUAGAUAUUUCUCAGCUAACCUCAUCCCUUUCCAAAGCACGUGACAAAGGAUUAGACGUUCGUGCACUAGUUAUCAUUAAUCCUGGUAACCCAACAGGACAAUGUUUAACUGAACAAAAUAUGCGUGAAAUAAUUGAUUUUUGUCAUCAACAACAUAUUGUUCUUCUUGCUGAUGAAGUAUACCAAACAAAUAUAUAUCAACCCACCGAACGUCCUUUCCAUUCCUUUAAAAAAGUGCUAAGAUCUAUGGGUAGUAAAUAUGACCAACUUGAAUUGUUUUCUUUCCAUUCUGUUUCAAAAGGUAUGAUAGGUGAAUGUGGACGAAGAGGUGGCUACUAUGAAUGUACUGGUAUCGACAAACAAGUUAUGGAUCAACUUUAUAAGGUUGCAUCUGUUGGCCUUUGUCCGAAUGUUCCAGGACAAAUCAUGGUUGAUUUGAUGGUGCGUUCACCGAAACGUGGUGAUAAAAGCUAUCCAUUAUUUCAAAAAGAAAUAAGUAGUAUAUAUGAAAGCUUAAGAAGACGAAGUAUCAAAUUAAGUGAAUUGUUCAAUUCUUUGGAAGGAGUUACAUGUAAAGAUGCUCAGGGGUCCAUGUACUUGUUCCCAAGAAUUAGGCUUCCAGUCAACGCAAUAGAAGCCGCUAAAGCGGCAGGAAAACAACCCGAUGAAUUUUAUUGCUUAGAAAUGCUUAAUGUUACAGGUGUAUGUGUUGUACCAGGUAGUGGAUUUGGUCAAGAAGAUGGUACAUGGCAUUUUCGUAGUACAUUCUUACCACCUGAAGAAUUGUUUGAUGGGUUUUGCGAAAGAUUGAAAAAUUUUCAUAGAGAAUUCCUAGCAAAGUAUAAUUGA